GAUGGGAGGUAGAGAAUGCGGAGACAUCAAUGAAUGUAGAUUCCAGAACAAUCCUUGCGCUUAUCAAUGUCAGAACUCAUAUGGUGGAUUCAAAUGUGGAUGCCCAAGAGGAUACUUCGGUCUUGGUGGAAGUCAAUGCAUAAAAGUUAUCAGUGGAUUCCAGCAACCAACCGGGCAAUGCUACGACUGCGAUCCACUUAAUUCCACUGAGUCAGCACAAAUGGAAAUGAUAAGCGGGGAUGAUGAGAACCGUCCACCAGUUAAUACAUCAGUUCCAAUCAUUAUGCAUCUCAGCCUACAAAACCUGAACCAACGUGAACAAUUGAUCCAACUUAUCCAGCUAUCCGGACAUUGAAGGAUCACACAUUGUACAAAAUCUUCGGAGGAAACAAAGGCAGAAUGUUCAGGAUUAAAAAACAAGAUGGCGUCCAUUCUAUUCAUUAUAGGAAGAUAUAAAACCAGGGAAAUACACAUCAAACUCAAAGUGAAACCUAAAAUCGGAAGAAAGGCGGCAAAGAAAGCGAACUUGGUAUUCAAGAGAUGGAAGCAACAAUGAAAAAAAUUCAAAAUCGAAAUUGUGUUUCAUAUUGAAGAGUGAAUGAACAAUUUCAAAAAUAUUAUCGAAUUACGAUCUAUCAAAUAUGAUAUUCUAUAUUUAGCAAUUAAA
Styela clava is the source of this 667-nucleotide messenger RNA. The record is from RefSeq and is a predicted model, not a curated record. Lineage: Eukaryota; Metazoa; Chordata; Ascidiacea; Stolidobranchia; Styelidae.